CUCCCCUUGAGAAUCAGUGAUGAGAAAACUACUACGGGGAAGGAUGCGGCCCUAGUUACGGAUUUUAAACUUUUCCAAGUACAAGAAGUUAACUCCAGAGUCAACUUCCCAGGGACUUGCUUCCAGUGCCCAGAUGAGAAGGUAGAAUUAAGAGAUUUCUUAUAUGAAGAAGUUUCACACUUAGAAUUGUCUUCUCUGCUGACAAAGACAAGUCAAGUGUCUUCUUACUGUGAGAACAACACAAACCCAAACCCAAAAUUGAAUAAAUCAGCAUGCAUCUGUAGAGUGAAGCUAUCUUUCCAGAAAAAAAGUUAUUUAAAUAAGCAGCUGAACUGCACACCACAUGCACAGAUUAGGAAAAGAAGAUUUUCUGUUCUCAGUCUGCACAGCAAGAAUAUACUGGAAAAAGCAGUAGAAAGCAGCAAUGAAAUAAAGGAUUGUUAUCUAGUGAAUUAUCUUCUCAUCCUCACACAAUCCAGCUCAAGCAGUACCUGCAGGUUUGUCAGCCUCUUCCAUUCACAAGUUCAGAUAUCCAUUUCCUGGCCUGGAGUAAUGCAACAUAGUAUUUGUACACUUCAUAGCCUUUGAAGUAUUAACAUGACAACCAGCAGCCACACACGUCCAGUACCAACAGUGAAUGGACAUAUGAAUCACUAUCCAACAGCCCCAUAUCCAUUACUUUUUCCUCCAGUCAUUGGUGGACUUUCACUUCCUUCCCUUCAUGGACUCCAGGGUAACCCACCAACAAGUGGAUGCAGCACCCCAUCACCUGCAACCAUCGAAACUCAGAGCACCAGUUCUGAAGAACUUGUCCCAAGCCCACCUUCUCCGCUUCCUCCCCCUCGUGUUUACAAGCCCUGUUUUGUCUGUCAGGACAAGUCAUCUGGAUAUCAUUAUGGCGUCAGUGCCUGUGAGGGAUGUAAGGGUUUUUUCCGCAGAAGUAUUCAGAAGAACAUGGUUUACACGUGUCACAGAGAUAAAAACUGCAUUAUUAAUAAAGUCACUAGAAAUCGCUGCCAGUACUGCAGACUACAGAAGUGCUUUGAAGUGGGAAUGUCCAAAGAAUCGGUCAGAAAUGACAGGAACAAAAAGAAGAAAGAGCCUUCAAAGCAAGAGUUUACUGAAAACUAUGAAAUGACUGCAGAGUUGGAUGAUCUCACUGAGAAAAUUCGAAAAGCUCACCAGGAAACCUUCCCCUCUCUCUGCCAGCUGGGGAAAUACACUACGAACUCUAGCGCAGACCAUCGGGUUCGACUGGACCUUGGGCUUUGGGACAAAUUCAGUGAACUUGCUACAAAGUGCAUUAUUAAAAUAGUGGAAUUUGCAAAACGAUUGCCUGGCUUUACAAGUUUGACCAUUGCAGACCAGAUCACUCUGCUUAAAGCAGCCUGCCUGGACAUCUUGAUCCUUAGAAUUUGCACAAGAUACACACCAGAGCAAGACACGAUGACAUUUUCAGAUGGCCUUACCCUAAACCGAACUCAGAUGCACAAUGCUGGAUUUGGUCCGCUAACUGACCUUGUGUUCACAUUUGCCAACCAACUCCUGCCUUUGGAAAUGGAUGACACAGAAACAGGCCUACUUAGUGCCAUCUGCUUAAUUUGUGGAGACCGCCAGGACCUUGAAGAACCAGCAAAAGUGGAUAAGCUACAGGAGCCAUUGCUGGAAGCACUGAAAAUUUAUAUCAGAAAGAGACGACCCAACAAGCCUCACAUGUUUCCAAAGAUCUUAAUGAAAAUCACAGAUCUUCGCAGUAUCAGUGCAAAAGGUGCAGAACGUGUCAUUACAUUGAAAAUGGAAAUCCCUGGAUCAAUGCCACCGCUUAUUCAGGAAAUGUUGGAGAACUCUGAGGGACAUGAACCACUGACACCAAGCUCCAGUGGAAAUACAGCAGAGCACAGUCCUAGCAUCUCACCCAGCUCAGUGGAUAACAGCAGUGUCAGUCAAUCACCACUUUUGCAAUAA
Gopherus flavomarginatus (Mexican gopher tortoise) is the source of this 1965-nucleotide messenger RNA. It is a transcript of the gene RARB, whose product is annotated as retinoic acid receptor beta. The record is from RefSeq and is a predicted model, not a curated record. The transcript has 11 exons. Bases 598 to 1965 code for a protein of 455 amino acids. Gene Ontology annotation, cellular component: nucleus; transcription regulator complex. Gene Ontology annotation, biological process: retinoic acid receptor signaling pathway; cellular response to corticotropin-releasing hormone stimulus; regulation of transcription by RNA polymerase II. Gene Ontology annotation, molecular function: nuclear glucocorticoid receptor binding; nuclear receptor activity; zinc ion binding. NCBI's taxonomy places the organism in Eukaryota, Metazoa, Chordata, Testudines, Testudinidae.